AUCAUGGGUCUCUGUAAAUGGAGGUAGCGCUACAAAUGGAGGUGGAGUUACAAGAACACUAGAAGGGACGGGAGAGGUUAUAUCUCUAAUGAUUGCGUGGAUUCAAAAACCUGAUGAAUGUAGUAUGGGCCUGACCAUUUCGGUUCAAGCUUUACGCUAUGAUUAUAUUGUCAGGAUGCACGCUUGGCAGAUUACUGGUAACGUAUCUACCAGCUCUCGAACUCUUUGGGCCAUAGUUUCUCCAACACUUUCGUUUGAUUGA
This is a messenger RNA of Dentiscutata erythropus, 262 nucleotides long. The record is from the annotation of a GenBank genome assembly. NCBI's taxonomy places the organism in Eukaryota, Fungi, Glomeromycota, Glomeromycetes, Diversisporales, Gigasporaceae.